This is a messenger RNA of Cylindrotheca closterium, 405 nucleotides long. The record is from the annotation of a GenBank genome assembly. NCBI's taxonomy places the organism in Eukaryota, Bacillariophyta, Bacillariophyceae, Bacillariales, Bacillariaceae.
AUGGAGCAAGCCGAGAGUAAUGAUGCUGCGAUGGACGCAAAUACACCAAUCCACGAAAAACAGAUCUCAUCGAAUAUUCAUGCCGAAGAUAACAACGAAAGCGAUGGUGAUGAUUCUUCAAUCGGAGUCCCCCUAAUCUCAGUGGCUCAUGACGAGAUGCUACCUGCCAUGAAAGAGAAAGUGGAGCGCCCUCCUGAUGGCUUGCAAUGGAACGACUCGGCGAUUGUGGACUGCUGGAAUGUUGCUAUUCAAGGCCACGAUAAUCCUGAGCCUGCAGAAUGGCGGGCUCCGUCCCUCGUCAAUCAACAGGACAUGGAAUUGCUGACCAACUGGAGGCCCAAAUCGUUAUCCAUUCCGAUAUGGGCAGUCGAUCCAUUUUCACAUUCGGAGACAUCAUACCGGUAG